AUGAGGCCCGCAGCUGGAGGCCGGGGCAAGCGGUCUAGGAGCCUGGCCGGGGUCUACCUCGUGGACGAUGUGCGACGGAAGCGCUGCCUUAUCCUAGGAAGGCCCCCAGGCGGCGGCUCGCACCCGCAGCACUACGGCCGCCUGCCCGGGACCAUCUGGAGCUACACGCAGGUGCGGCGCACGGGCGGCGGCGGCGUGGAGACCGUGCAGGGCCCCGGCGUGUCGUGGGUGCACCCCGACGGCGUGGGUGUGCAGAUCGACACCAUCACGCCCGAGAUACGCGCGCUCUACAACGUGCUGGCCAAGGUGAAGCGCGAGCGAGACGAGUACAAGCGGAGAUGGGAGGAGGAGCUCGCCAAGCGCCUGAACCUGCAGACCGUGGUGGACACGCUCCAGGAGGCAGCACAGGAGGCCGAAGCCAUCCAGGAGGAGAUGAAUGAGAAGAUAGAGCGGCUCAAGGCGGAGCUGGUGGUGUUUAAGGGGCUCAUGAGUGAUCCCAUGACAGACCUGGACACAAAGAUCCAAGAAAAGGCCAUGAAGGUGGACAUGGACAUCUGCCGCCGAAUCGAUAUCACGGCCAAGCUGUGCGAUGUCGCACAGCAGCGGAACUCGGAAGACGUGUCCAAGAUCUUCCAGGUGGUCCCCAAAAAGAAAGAGAAGAAGGUGGCCUCCGACGAUGACAACUCCGAGCAGGACGGAGAGGUGACCCGGUUCCCAGACGACGAGGUCGGCUCCAUGAACAUCACGGAUGAGAUGAAGCGCAUGUUUAACCAGCUGCGGGAGACCUUUGAUUUUGAUGACGACUGUGACAGUCUGACGUGGGAAGAGAACGAAGACACGCUGCUGCUCUGGGAAGACUUCACCAACUGCAACCCGUCCAUCGAGGUGCAGGGCGAGCAAGAGGAGAACUUGGGCAACUUGAUCCAUGAGACCGAAUCCUUCUUUAAGACGAGGGACAAGGAGUACCAGGAAACCAUAGGCCAGAUCGAGCUGGAGCUGGCCACCGCCAAGAGCGACAUGAACCGACACUUGCACGAGUACAUGGAGAUGUGCAGCAUGAAGCGCGGCCUGGACGUGCAGAUGGAGACCUGCCGCCGGCUCAUCAAAGGCUCCGCAGACAGGAAUUCACCGUCCCCCAGCUCCGUGGCCAGCAGCGACUCAGGAAGUACAGACGAGAUCCAGGACGAGUUUGAGCGGGAGGCAGAUGUGGAGCCCAUGGUCAGCUGAUGACCGAGGCCCUCCGUGCCUAGUGGGCUUGGUGAUGGGGCCUCUGCCUUCUCUCCCCCGGGAGUGGAGCUCCCGUCCUCGACACACAGACUUCCUGUGUCCUCCCUUCUCCGGAGGCCCCAAGGGACUGCUGCUUCCUCCCUCCCUUCCUCCCUCCCUCCCUUCCUCCUACCACCAACCAGUGCCCGGUCUCCAUCCGCCCACCCACCCAAGGAAUGGUGCUGUCAAUUUCUAUUGUUCUCCACGUUACAAAUGCAGACUUCUGUCCGGAUGAUGCAGUGUAAACUGUGCCUUUUCCCUUAAGCUGAGCCACUUUGAGCUCCAAAGAAUUAUUCCUGGCAGGUGUUUUUAUAUAGAACUCUAAGGUGAGGGCGGGGCCCUGGGCGUGGAUACUGUGGUUUUCUGCCCUUCCGUCUGCUCCUCCGAUUGGCCAUGAGCUGCGCCCUCCCUCCUCUGCGGGCCUCCGACUGUUGAAAUUGGUUUUGGGGUGGCCCAGGCCCCCCAGGAAGGAGCCCUGGGCCUCUGCAGCCUUUCCAGGCCGGGGCGGGGACCUCUCAAGGUUUUCCACUUGUGGAAAGAGAGAAGAGAUGAGAGGAGGGAGGGAAGACAAAUUUUUCUUUCUUUUUGGAUCUAGUGGCAAGGCAGAGGGAGAAGGCACUGUGGGGAAGGUGGAGCCUCACUGUGUUUAAACUACUAUGCAAAAAACAAAACCAACAAAAAAAAGCAGCUUGCCUUAUAUCACAUAGAAGGUAGGCCUGGUUCCAGACUCCUGCUUUGGAGCUGGGAGGGAGGCGGAGCUGGAACCAUCUC
Molecule: messenger RNA, 2037 nt
Organism: Condylura cristata (star-nosed mole)
Lineage: Eukaryota; Metazoa; Chordata; Mammalia; Eulipotyphla; Talpidae
Gene: IFFO2
Product: intermediate filament family orphan 2
Exons: 10
Coding region: 1-1227 (408 amino acids)
Source: RefSeq, a predicted model, not a curated record